Molecule: messenger RNA, 403 nt
Organism: Drosophila nasuta
Lineage: Eukaryota; Metazoa; Arthropoda; Insecta; Diptera; Drosophilidae
Product: calpain small subunit 1-like
Exons: 2
Coding region: 29-325 (98 amino acids)
Source: RefSeq, a predicted model, not a curated record
GAAUUUUGGUUAUUUAAAGGCAGUUAAAAUGCUUUGGAUACCGCAUAUUUUACUUAUCGCAUUUAUAUGCACUAUUGCAUUGGCACAGCCAGUUCCAAAUGAUCCAGAGGAGGAUGAUGCAGUUGUAAAGGGACGAAGUCCUUGUAUAUUUGGGCUGCCAAACAUAUUUGGCAAAAUCAUGGGCGGCAUGGGUGGCGGCAAGGGUGGCGGUGGUGGAGGCGGCAUGGGUGGAGGUGGUGGAGGCGGCAUGGGUGGCGGUGGUGGAGGCGGUGGUGGAGGUGGUGGUGGUGGAGGUGGCGGCAAGGGUAAACGCAGAAGAGGUUGAGGUGAUGGUUUAGGAGAACAUUAUUAAUAAAAUUGUUGUAACAAUUCAAAAGCAAAUAAAAAAUAUAUUGAAAAAAAA